AUGAUGCCGAUUGGCACAUCCAUCAGGGGGACGCUAAUCCGCCUCGCCAAACAGUCAACGGAGCUUCCUCGACAGUACACAUAAGGCCUCAAAUGGGUCCGACGAGCACUCGGCUCCACUUGCCACUGUAUCGGACAUGUUGUCACUGUCUAUACGGAGUAUAGUCGCCAGAAAAACUUUUUUUCAAACAGUCGAGAAGACUUUUGAAAAUAUAAUUACUUUCAAAAAACUCAGCUUUAGAGCAAGGAACAGCGAGAAAAAGAGAAGAAAGAACGAAACCAAAAAAAAAUUGAUUUCUUCAACUUCAAAGUCUUGUUCAGACUGAAAGUCUUGCUUGGCAGCUAUAGGGAAGUGACGCUAUGUGUUUAACGUCGGUCAUUAUCAUCAAAAAAAGAAGGAAAAAUUAGUUAAGAAAACUGAAGAAAUGGAACGAAAUGCAAUUAGAAUGAGAGAGCUCUGUAAGAACUACAAAAGAAGCGAACAAAGAGGUCGGGCUCUCGAAAAGAUGUUUUGACGCUUGAGUGCACGAGAGAUUUCGGAAGUCGUGCGGGUCAAGAAGGCUCUAAAUACGGAAGAACAAUGAUUUCAGGACCGGCGAACAUGAAUGCGUCGCGGUACCACUUGCCGGUCGUCGAGCACUGGGAAAUGGCGGCGAGGGGCGUGGCCGCGACCUCGAGCCAUCAGUCGGUUGUCGCGAACGGCGAAUCAUUCGCUGUUCUUUUCUCAAAAAACAGAACAAAAGGAAAAUAAAAUGGAAUCCGAUGUAAAUGUGUUCACUUGAACUCAGAAAGGUAGAUUCAGUGGUUAUUCAAUAGUAAUAGGAAAGAGCUUCUAAAAGAACUAUUUGCUAUCUGAAUAUUUCAUUUUUAGUAUUUUUCUGAUAAAUGAACCUUUUAAAAACAUCUUUUUCACUUAUUAACUUAUUGUUUGAAGUUUAAAACGGAUUUUUUAAACUUCAAACAAUAAGUUAAAGUGAAAAAAGUGUUGAGCUUUUUCCUUGCCUAACAUACCUUCCAAUUUUUCACAUAGCACUCAGCAAAUUUUUUUUUUCGAACUUUCUUUCUUGGGAUCUUCUUUUUAUCUACCGCAAACGUUUAAAAAUCUAUUUUUCGAUGCACGCUUCCGAAAUUUUUUUGUCGUAAUACAGCGAUUGGAGAAAAAAACAAUCUGCAGGUAAAAAAAUGGGAAAAAAAUAAUUUUAUAAAACCUUUGAUCAAGAUUCUGAACGCUUAAGAAAAAGAAAAAAAGGUUGUCGAGAUCUAUAAUAAUAAUAAUUUAUUCACUAUUAAUGACCUCGAAGUUCAAGUUCUAAAAGUUAUUUUGAAAGCAGUACAAAUUAGGUAACUGCUUAGAAUAUAGAUAGAUCCCCAGUGAUUUUACUAAGAUCACGCCGCGGAAGGAGUUAUGACUAAAAUAACCGGUUUCCUGAAGAGGGUCAGCUGUCUUCUUGCUCAUUCGAGCUGUUUUUAGAUGCGUUCUGCUCGCGCAACAUCGAAUUAUGGUGCGAUUGACACGGCCGGCGCCAGCUGCUCAAAAUGGACCUCGAUUCGAACCGUGUGUUCCUUCGAUUUCUACGCCUUCUCAAAUUGCCUUUUCUAUCUCUACAAUGAUAAAACAAAAACGACACUGUGCUUUUUUUUCUGUUUUGAGCAUAUCGAAAUAGUUAAAAUGAUUGCGUUUCAGUGUUUAUUGAUGAGGAAAAUCUUUGAAUCGUUAAAUUAGAUCAUAAUCCCUAGAAGUGUGAGCUUUUCGAAAUUCGGCCAGUAAUAUCUCAAAAAGCGGUGCUGAAUCCUCAAAACCGGAAUAAACCUUUUUGCUAGUUGGCAUCAAACAUCUAGGCAUAUAGCACUCAAUUAAAACAAGAAACUGCCGGGAAAAAAGCAGCCACAUUAGGAGGCUUUAGCUCUGUCGCACACCAAAAGUGAAGUGGCUCCGCCAGAAAUUCGAGCCGCCAAAGUCCUCAGUCGAAUUAUCUAGAUCAACGGGAAGGCUAGUUCUAGUGACACCUGUUUUCCAGAUGAAUACGUCACUUUGAUUCUCCACUUGGUUGACGACAAUCCGAAACUUUUAAUUGAUCCUAGCCACCUAACCUAAUAUAUCUCAUCACGUGUUCUCCGUUAACAAACCCCGAAGUUUCCGCAAAAAAAAUUGAUGAUUAAUGAUAUUAACUGCCGGAAGUUUGGAAUUUAUGCUGGACAAGAUAGAAGAAGACGAUAAAUUUGACUGCUAUACAACAUGAAAAAGUUUCUUUUUUCCAGAAGCUCGCGCAAAUUUUGAUAGAUGACCUUGAUAGAAAUUAUUCAAGAAAUUCGUAUGAAAGAUAACCUUCAGAAGAAAGCUCAGAUUCCUACAACGAACAACAGAGAAAGAACGAUAGCGUUUUUCCAAGCCGUAAAUAGCGCCAGAUAUUGAGGCCAGGUCAUUACUCCAAGGAGCUCGAAACACGCUCCAGAUUUGUCAGACGACGGCAAUUGGACCAAGUGUGUGAUGUUUGAUUGCACUGGCAGGACGUCCGGGAUUGGCCGAUCGCCAACGGCUUUGUGUGCCCAAGGGCAGCCUCAAGAAGGUUCUUGGCGAGGCUCAUAAAGGAGCCAUGCGAGCAAUAAUGAAAUUGGCCGUUCUGAAGGUUUGUUGGGCUCGCGGAGCAGGACAAGAGUGCAUCCUUACGUCCAAUAUUGUCCGACCUCCUCCCAUCCUCAUAAGUUUUGGACUGUGAACUAGAAGGCCUUCUGAGAAAUGAAAACCGACUUUUCUUCUUCCAAAAAGUUCAUACGAGAAAAGAAGCCCCUACGUCGCUGUCACAGGCAAAGUCCAAUAAUCUAACAUAGGAUUUUUGAGAAAAACCUCCUGUUACUCGAAAAAUUGACAGAAACAAGUUCAAAUUAACUUUUUGUAGGUACUUUUCUAAACUUGAAAAAAAAAGGUUUGCCCUCUUCAAGGUUUGGAAGGUUUCAGUAAGUUCUUUUGAACUAUCGAUAGCUAUCAUCAAUGUCAUCGAAAAAACCAUGGCAUCUAACUUGUAACGCAGUUCACAGCCGCAUGAAAUAGUCAGAACUACUCUCAGAGACCCAAGAUGGUUAUCUAACUGUAAAACGGAUGGUGGUGGCUCCUCCUCAUUUCCGGCGAUGAUUAGAGGGGAUUUCGGACAGCCGGCCGUUGGGGCCUUGUCGGCGCCGUCCUGACGUGGGAUUAGCAACCCGAGAGCAACGCCGCCGCCAGUAAUUGCCUUCAUUAUUCACUUUUUAUAGUUGGAAAAGGGAUGCUGGAACCAUCCAAUUCUCACUUCGAGAAUCCUGAGAACGCCAAGAGCGUGAACCGAAUGUUAAUUCUGCUCCAUCUGCGUCGCAUCGCCAUUUCCUAUCCUAAAUCUAAAGAAGACGCCGAGAAAAUUCAUCAAACUCAAGAGAAGCGUAACUCAUGA
Molecule: messenger RNA, 3421 nt
Organism: Caenorhabditis auriculariae
Lineage: Eukaryota; Metazoa; Nematoda; Chromadorea; Rhabditida; Rhabditidae
Source: the annotation of a GenBank genome assembly